AUGGAGCAACAAAGACUGUUUGGCCUUGGUAUUGGUGAAGGAAAAGAUAACAAUAAGCUGGUGCAAGUUUGGAAACCUAUACAAGAUGAUGGUCGUGGAGGAGGAGGAGGCGGUGUUACAGGUGGAGGAGGAGGUGGUGACGAAGGUGGAGGGGGAGGUGGUGGCGAAGGUGUGACAAAUGGAGGGGGAGGUGAUGGUGGAGGGGGAGGAGGUGGCGAGUCAGGAGGAAAUAAUGGUGGUGAUUCUAAAGGUGGUAAUAAUGUUGGUGAUUCUAUAGGUGGUAAUAAUGGUGAUGAGAUUGGAGGUGACAAUGGAGGUAAUGUUGUUGGCGGCAUAACUGGUGGUAAGUCAGGAGAUAAUGGUGGUGCUUCUACUGGAGGAGAUAAUGGUGGUGAGACUGGAGGUAACAAUGGAGGUAAUGUUAAGGGUGGAAAUAAUGGUGGUGAGAUAGGAGAUAACGAUGGUGGUGAGUCAAGAGGUGAUAAUGGAGGUAAUGUUGCUGGCGGCAGAACUGGUGGUAAGUCAGGAGAUAAUGGUGGUGCUUCUACAGGAGGAGAUAAUGGUGGUAAGACUGGAGGUAACAAUGGAGGUAAUGUUAAGGGUGGAAAUAAUGGUGGUGAGAUAGGAGAUAACGAUGGUGGUGAGUCAGGAGGUGAUAAUGGUGGUGAGUCUAUAGGUGGUAAUAAUGGUGGUGAGAUAGGAGGUGAUAACGGAGGCAACAAUGAUGGUGUGAUAGGAGGUAACAAUGGUGGUAAAUCAGAAGGUGACUUUAAGGGUGGAAAAAGUGGUGGAGAGACAGGAGGUGGCAAUGGAGCUAACGUUGAAGGUGGGAAUAAUGGUGGUGAGUUAGGAGGUAAAGAUGGUGAUAAGUCAGGAGGUAAUGGUGACUCUAUAGGUGGUAAUAAUGGUGGUGAGACCGAAGGUGACAACGGAGGUAUCGCUGAAGGUGGUAACAGUGGUGGUGAGUCAGGAGGUGAUAAUGGUGGUGACUCUAGAGGUGACAAUAAUGGUGGCAAGAAAGAAGGUGACAAUGGUGGUGUAAUGGGAGGUAACAAUGGUGGAAACUCAGGAGGUGACUCUAAGGGUGAGAAAAAUGGUGGAGAGAUAGGAGGUGAUAAUGGAGGUAAUGUUGAGGGCGAUAUUACUGGUGGUGAAAUAGGAGGAAACAAUGGUGGAGGUAACAAUGGUGAUAAGUCAGGAGGUGACCCUAAGGGUGAAAAAAGUGGUGGGGAGAUGGGAGGUAACAUUGAGGGUGAUAAUAAUGGUGGUGAGAUAGGAAGUAAAGAUGGUGAUAAGUCAGGAGGUAAUGGAAACAACGUUGAAGGUGACAAUAAUGGGGGUGGGAUUGGAG
Molecule: messenger RNA, 1351 nt
Organism: Vigna umbellata (rice bean)
Lineage: Eukaryota; Viridiplantae; Streptophyta; Magnoliopsida; Fabales; Fabaceae
Source: RefSeq, a predicted model, not a curated record